UUUUGUUUUUACAAAAUUACUUGUUUUUUAUUUACAAAAUCUCUCACCACUCAAGCGUCAUUAUAUAUCCUCUUCCUCCCCUCUUUUCACUUAAUCAUGGCUUCCAUUUCCUCUUCUCCAUCUCCUCACCAACUUACUUUCCCUCCUACCCCGCACAAGUUCUUCCUCUUCAAAAGACAAUCCUGCUCUUUCCCUCUCUCUCCUUUUUCCGAUUCUACCCUCUGCCGUUCCUCCUCCUCCUCCGGUAACAACUCUACUCGCCUUCCCUGGGACUUCCCCAUCCACGACCUCCUCAACAACCUCGUCGAACGCUUCCAUUCCUUCUUCAAUUCCCACAACCACAAGGAUAUUCCACGCAACGACACCGUUUCUGUCAAUGAUGACUGGGAUUGGGAGAGGUGGAAGAACCAUUUCGAACAAGUUGAUGAACAGGAGCGCCUUGUCUCCAUUUUGAAGUCACAGUUAGGUAAUGCUGUAUACAGAGAAGAAUAUGGAGAUGCUGCUAGGCUUAAGGUGGCAAUUGCAGCUGCUGCUAAUAAUGACACUGUUGGCAGAGUGAUGUCCAGCUUGAAUAGAGCAGUAGUGGAAGAGCGUUAUGAGGAUGCAGCUAUUUUACGGGAUAAAGCUAGUACUGGAUUGGUGGGAUGGUGGGCUGGUAUAUCUGAAGAUAAGAAUGAUCCUUAUGGUCUGAUAAUACGUGUUACUGCAGAGCAUGGAAAAUAUGUUGCUAGGAGUUAUAGUCCCCGGCAGCUUGCUACAGCUGCAGUCGGUGUUCCACUGUUUGAAAUUUAUCUUACCAUGAAUAAGAAAGGUGAAUACAAACAGCAGGCUGUGUACUUAAGAAAGACUGGGGCUUUUGAAGAUUCUUCUAAAGUUUCCUCAAAAGCAUCAGGUGCCACCAGUGGCUUGAAUCCAUCAGGCUCAACAGAAGACAACAAUGAUCUUCUUGGUGUAACUACUGAAGAUGUUGAAGAUGGUGAAGAUACUGAUGAUAAUUCUGAUCUAGCUGAGGGACUGUCUGGAUUUCAGAAUAUAUUGCAAGAUAUGAUUCCUGGUGUGAGAGUCAAGGUGUUGAAGGUGACAGCCCCAGGGAAGCUAGAUCGAGAUUUUAUAUCUAAAGUAAUUGAGCAGAUAAUAGAGGAAGAAGAUGAAGAAAAAGAUAUUGAAGUAGAGAAUGCUGAAUCAGAAGAUGAAGAUGAAGGUGAAAGUGAAAGUGACAGUGACCAAGAGGGGAAUGAGGUAGAAGUGGAUGCAGUUCGUGGAAUUAUGGAAAUUGGAGAGCAAAGUGAAAUUACUGUCAAAGUUAUGGUUGGUGGUCUUGUUCAGAAGCUGUCUGGCAGUAUGCCUGUUAAGGAACGAGUUCCUGCUAAGCUAGAAAAGAAGGGACAUUCAUCGUUUUCCUUCUCUUUUGGGAAAGAUGGAAAGCAACAGGAUUCUGGUCCCAGGCAACUAACUUCAGUGGAUCGCAAAGCUAAGCUACGAGGUCAACGCGGCAUGGAUAGUGUUAUGUUUGAUCUUGCAAAGUUUGUUGGCAAGGAGAAGAUACCACUGAAGGUGCUCAAAGAUCUUGGUGAAUUAAUAAAUCUCUCUCUCAGUCAGGCUCAGAACCGUCAACCAUUGUCUGGUUCAACAAUUUUCCAGCGAAUUGAAAUAGCAUCACCAUCAGAUCCACUAAAUGGACUAUAUAUUGGUGCACAUGGUCUUUACACCUCAGAAGUCAUUCAUCUAAGCCGCAAAGUUGGCCAAUGGAAAGAUGAUGGAGGGGCAAGGAAUUCCUCCAAUCUCGAGUUUUAUGAAUAUGUGGAAGCCAUUAAAGUAACUGGAGAUCCUUAUGUACCUGCUGGACAGGUUGCAUUUCGUGCCAAGAUUGGAAAAAGAUACCAGUUGCCCCAUAAAGGAAUCAUUCCUGAAGAAUUUGGAGUGAUUGCUCGAUAUAAAGGAGAGGGGAGGCUUGCUGAGCCAGGGUUUCGAAACCCACGAUGGGUUGAUGGUGAACUUGUUAUUCUUGAUGGAAAGUACAUCAAAGGGGGGCCUGUUGUUGGAUUUGUCUAUUGGGCCCCUGAAUAUCAUUUCUUGGUGUUCUUCAAUCGGCUUAGGCUUCAGCAGUAGAUUCUCAUUGUACAUAAAGUCCGAGUUUUGCUAAUUCUUUGGUCAGACUAAAUUGGAUCAUAUAUGUUAUCUUGAAGUUCUUUUUGAAGUGGAGCAGCUGAGAAGUCCCAGAUAUAUUCGGCCCCAAUUUGAAUGCCCAAGUCGCUGACUGGUGCACUUCUAAGCAUGUAUUGACCAGAUGAGAAUAAUACCAAUGCUUUGUGAAGCAUUUAUUCAGCCCUUCUACUGCUUGGUUUUUGGCUGUCCUCUCAUCAAUAUAUGUGUUAACUUCUGUACAUACUGUCAGUUCCUAACUUUUAAGCUGUUGCGGUAUUCUACAGUGGAGUUUUUAGCCUUGGUCAUUUUAUUGUUUAGUUUCCUAUCACAAGCACAGUUGGGAUUGCUCAAUACCUUAAUUAGGAAGUGGAAUAUCUCAGGAGUGCUGAUGACCUUUUUUUCGUGCAGUUCCUUGUAACCUUGUUUAGAAUCAGUUACUCUGUAAUUGUAAUUUUUGUCUAGAGUAAUUCUCAAUAAAGGGUACAUUUACCUGUUAUGUUUCUGAA
Molecule: messenger RNA, 2651 nt
Organism: Mangifera indica (mango)
Lineage: Eukaryota; Viridiplantae; Streptophyta; Magnoliopsida; Sapindales; Anacardiaceae
Product: protein EXECUTER 1, chloroplastic-like
Exons: 12
Coding region: 97-2109 (670 amino acids)
Biological process (GO): response to singlet oxygen; singlet oxygen-mediated programmed cell death
Cellular component (GO): thylakoid membrane
Source: RefSeq, a predicted model, not a curated record